Molecule: messenger RNA, 837 nt
Organism: Fusarium vanettenii 77-13-4
Lineage: Eukaryota; Fungi; Ascomycota; Sordariomycetes; Hypocreales; Nectriaceae
Exons: 1
Coding region: 1-837 (278 amino acids)
Source: RefSeq, a predicted model, not a curated record
AUGCAAAGCCCAGUUUCCAUCCCGGUACUAAGUCUCAACUGGUUUGAACAGCACGUCCUCGAUUCGAUACUACACCCUACUACGCGCUUGCUUAUAACCCUCAUAUGGAAGACUGAGGCGUUCGACCACUUCAACGAAGGCGAGUUCGAAUUGCUGGAGCACCUCCACGAGACUCAGGCCGGACUGCUGAGGGAAUGGAACAGAAGGAACCGGGAGGCCGAAGAAUGUGUUGAGGCUUCGAAGACAAACAGUCGCAAGCGAGGACCCGAGGACACGCCUGGGCCUAUUGCCAAAAGGGAGAACAACAGUCUGCCGGUCAUGCGAGAAAGCCGGGAAGCGACCAUCGAAAACAUACCACCCCUUCGAAGAUAUGACGCCAUAUACCUUAUCGAGGGGGCCAAGGCCGACCAAGUCGACUACUACCCUGAUCCCCCAUGUCACUUGUUGCUCUCGUUCAGCGACGGAGACACUAUGCGAGGCGCUUUUCACCUGGGAGAUUUCGACGCCCUCCUAUUCUUCGCGAAGCGCCCUCGUGGACCUUCAAACGACCGGGUGCCAUUCAUAUGGAGGGGAAGAGAUAGGGGCUGGAAAAAGACGUACUCGGGCUACACCAACAAAGGUUGGAUACAAUUCCUAGAGGACGGCACGUUUAGAGGGCGGUUUGAUAAGUUUCACCUCAAGUUUGGGGGUCGAAGGGAGGGCGAUAAUUGGUCAAGGUCAUAUGACAACAGUGCUGAGCGCUUCUGGCUUGAGUGGAAUAAUUGGCAUAACCCUGAAGAUGAGAUUGAAACGGCGGACGACUCGAGCGACUCCGAGGACUGCGACAUGGAAGAAUGA